This is a messenger RNA of Corylus avellana, 582 nucleotides long. The record is from RefSeq and is a predicted model, not a curated record. Lineage: Eukaryota; Viridiplantae; Streptophyta; Magnoliopsida; Fagales; Betulaceae.
UUUAUUUUCCUUGGACCAUACCAUUAUCAACCAAAGGUCAAAAACCUAAAGGGAUCUCUGAAAAAAUGGGUUCGAGAGGAGCGACUGUCGUGCUAUCGAGGGCCAAUAGAAUCAAGGCCAAGCUGCAAUCGGUCCUGGAAGCAACCGCUUUGGAGAUCGACGACGUGUCGUACCAGCACUCUGGCCACGCCGCCGUCCGGGAAACCUCGGAAGGCGAGACUCACUUCAACGUGAAGAUCGUGUCCCCAAAGUUCGAAGGCCAGAGCCUCGUGAAACGGCACCGUCUGGUCUAUGAUGCGCUGGCCGACGAGCUUCAGUCUGGACUUCACGCGCUCUCCAUUGUCGCCAAGUCGCCCCAGGAAGCGGCUGCCAAAAAAUAAUAAUCCAUUGAAAGUGUAUCUGUGAGUAGUCGAUAAUGGCACUUUUUUUUUUUGUUUUUUUUUGGCUUCGAUGGAUAUGAACCUGAUAUGAGCACACAUCUUGCUGGUGCAUAUCUUGGAAAUCCCAAUUUUGGGUGAAUAAAAUUCAGCACCUUUUAGUUUUACUCCCUGGGUAAUCCUCAAUAUAUGAGUAUUUAGUAUU